Macadamia integrifolia is the source of this 3261-nucleotide messenger RNA. RefSeq lists its product as uncharacterized. Gene Ontology annotation, molecular function: oxidoreductase activity. Bases 746 to 2707 code for a protein of 653 amino acids. The transcript is spliced from 4 exons. The record is from RefSeq and is a predicted model, not a curated record. Lineage: Eukaryota; Viridiplantae; Streptophyta; Magnoliopsida; Proteales; Proteaceae.
AUAGGCUAAUGCAUUAAAGAUCGAAGACCUCCGGGCCAGAUGCCGUGGUGCAUGAUCGACCACGCAGCACCAUUUGUUUGGGAGAAAUAUGUCCCAACCAUUUAAUUACAUACUCCCAGCUGACAAUGUUCACAUUGAGCUGAAAAGUUGGCUGCUUCCUCUUUGUCCCUGAAUGUUUUAGUAUGGUUUUGUACAUACCUGUUUUGGUCCAGCUGGUUGAACUAGCUGGCCGAUUGAGGUUUCAAAACCAUGCCAGUAACCAGUUAAUCAUAGGCACAAGAACCCCCUCCCACCUCAUCCCACUUGAAACCAAGUUUUAAAAAGGGAUAAAAAACCUGCCAGUCUGGCGUAGGCAACACCAGAGCAUGGGCUAAUGGGAGGAUGCAUAGGAACAUCUUCAGUGCAUGGGAUAGGGGUGGUGUGGUCUUUUUGUAUCGACUGGUAGGAUUCUUUCUGAAACCAAGGUUUAAGAAUCUAAUUUGGAUCCAGAUCAAUUGAAUUGAUUGAUUAUUCCUAUCCAAUGGUUUGUAUGUGGCCGUACAUCAUGUACUGUCGUGCACAAAAACUUUUGCCUUAAAUUGUAACAAAUCUCCAAGUUUCUGGGCAAAGUAUCGAAGUUCUAUCGAAGUCCUGUGUAAUAAACCGACAUCUAGAACAUUCAAAUGAUGUCCAGAGAAAACCAAUAAAGUCGUCAAACACCAUCGAUCCCCCAGAGUUUCCCGAAGUACAAAAAGGGGAACGAAAAAUGUUAUUCCGUCCUUCGCGGUUCUCUCUCUCUCGUCAAUUCCCUCAGUCUCUUACUUUCCCCGCCACCCUCUUCCUCAGACGUAACAUAACCACAGCCACACGCAGCAGAAGGUCAUCGUCUACAAUAGCCAUGUCUGUUUCCUCUUCCUCUCCUUCUUCUUCUCCUUCUCCUUCUUCUGUUAUUCAUUCUAAAGAAGACUCGAACCAACUGCAACAACAACAGCAGCAGCAGAAGCAAGUCUUAUUGAACCAGGUACUGAAAUACCACAACCAAACCAAACACGCCUUCAAUAAAUAUGCCAGAGGUCCUCACGGCCUCGACUGGGCCAACCAACCGAAGCCUUUCCGCCGCUACAUCUCCUCUCCCCUUCUCCCUCUCCAACACCUCCCUCCACAACGAGACACCACCGAUGAUCCUCUCUACUCUUCUCUCUUCCUCUCUCUGCCCUCCCCCAAACCCAUCUCCCUUUCGACCUUUUCUCAGUUCUUCUACGACUCCCUCGCUCUCUCCGCUUGGAAGACUACCGGUUACUCCACUUGGUCUCUCCGUGUAAACCCUAGCAGCGGUAAUCUCCACCCCACCGAGGCCUACGUCAUAGCUCCCUCCAUCGAUUCUCUCUCGGACUCUCCCUUUGUCGCGCAUUACGCCCCGAAGGAGCAUUCGCUUGAGCUUCGUGCUGCAAUCCCAUCUGAUUUCUUACCCAAAUUCUUCCCUGAAGGUUCGUUCUUGGUGGGAUUCUCCUCAAUUUUCUGGCGAGAGGCCUGGAAGUAUGGGGAGCGCGCGUUUCGGUACUGUAACCAUGACGUGGGUCACGCUAUCGCCGCUGCUGCCAUGGCCGCUGCCGGCCUUGGGUGGGAUGUCAAGCUUCUUGAUGGGUUGAGUUAUUCUGAUUUGCAGAAGCUUAUGGGGCUGGACCGUUUCCCCAGUUUUGUGAUUCCGUCUCGUCCAGUGAAGGGGAGGUUGCCCGAGAUUGAAUUCGAGCACCCAGAUUGCGUUCUCGUUGUCUUCCCUAGUGGGAAAAAUGCUGAAUUUUCUGUGGACUAUGAAGGUUUGAGUUCUGCCAUAUCGAAAUUCUCAGAAUUGGAUUGGAAAGGGAAGGCUAAUUCUCUUAGUAAAGAGCAUAUCGUUUGGGAUAUUAUCUAUCGAACUGCGGAAGUUGUGAAGAAGCCUCUGACGCCUGGGGGUCGGUUCUCGGUUGAUCAGUUUCAGGGAAGUGCAUUGUAUUCAGAAGGCUCGUAUAAAGAUUUGACGAUGAGGGAAGUUGUUCGGAAGAGGAGGAGUGCAGUUGACAUGGAUGGAGUCCACGUGAUGGAGAGAGAAACUUUCUAUCAGAUUCUUCUGCAUUGUCUGCCCUCAGGUGCAAGAGGGGGAGAGAAGCAGGGGAAACAGCUGUCCUUGCCGUUUCGAGUGCUUCCUUGGGAUUCGGAGGUGCACGCUGUUCUCUUUGUUCACAGGGUGGCUAGAAUGCCGAAGGGUUUGUAUUUCUUUGUGAGAAAUGAAGAUCAUUUAAAUGACCUUAAGCGCGCAAUGAGGCCUGAGUUUGAGUGGGAGAAGCCAGAGGGUUGCCCUGAGGAUCUUCCUCUGUAUAGACUUGCUAAAGGUGAUUGUCAAGUGGUAGCAAAGCGGCUUUCAUGCCACCAGGAUAUUGCUGGUGAUGGCUGUUUCAGCCUAGGUAUGGUAGCUCGUUUUGAGCCAACUCUGAGUGAGAAGAAUGCAUGGAUGUAUCCUCGGUUAUUCUGGGAAACUGGAAUUCUUGGUCAGAUAUUGUAUCUUGAACCUCAUGCUGUUGGUAUUUCUGCCACUGGAAUUGGCUGUUACUUCGAUGAGGCUGUGCAUGAGGUUCUUGGGUUAAGUGGAUCAGAGUUCCAGAGUCUGUAUCAUUUUACUGUUGGAGGCCCGGUUCUAGACAAGCGGAUAAUGAGUCUACCAGCAUAUCCAGGCCCUGAUAUUGAUGCUUGAUUGCCCAUUAUAUUUUUGCAUGCACCCAAUGGGGAUACAGAAAGCGACCAGGUUCCAUAGCAAUUAGCUAAGGAGAGACGAUACGAUAGACAUACUGCAUCAAGGAUGAAAUAUAUCUGUGCAAAGAUCAUUUGGUCAGAAUAUUUCACUCUGUUGCAUAGUAUGUAGCACUCAGAUGUAGUCACCAGAAGUUCCUAUGGAUGGCCUGCCAGUAACUACUGACUCUGGCUGCAGUUCUCACACUUCUCUCUUCUAUCACAGUCCUUGCUGAAAGACCACUGACCACUUUGUUCAAUGCCAUAUAAUAGCAAUGACUGUACAGGUUGAUAGGUGAAAUUCCCAAUCUCCAAUAAACCAAUUGUAUUGAAAGGACUAUGAUCAAUAUACCCCACUUGUGUAUGGUUGUCAUGCAUUAUAAUAUUUUCAAUGUUCACUGAAAAUAAGCAUGUCUGUUAAUAUGGCAGGCUUGGAUCACAUUGUAAAGUUCUGUUUUUCUUUCGGAAUUUUUUUUUUAGCCAUUAAUGAAAUUUCAUCUGCUUCUAGAGUUUGAUGUA